UCAUGACUCAUGCCUUUUGUGCCAGCCUGGGAGCUCUCUGCCCUGCAGCUCCACAGGUGGUAUCAGCUCGGUGAAAAGGUUCCCGCCAGGGUAGGCAGUGGAGCGCCGCACAACGCGCUUUCCAGCCUCCCAGCUGCGGCCCCAGUAGUUCAGACCCAGCGCCAGCAGGCCUGCUAGAUCGAUCCUCGAGCUGAAGAUGCGUCGGGGCUGGAAGAUGGCUCUGUCCGCGGGGCUGCGGGGCUGCCGCCGGGUACUUUCCUGGGUGCCAGUGCUCGUCAUCGUCCUCGUCGUGCUCUGGUCUUACUAUGCCUACGUCUUUGAGCUCUGCCUGGUCACUGUUUUGAGCCGAGCAGAAAAAGUUAUCUACCUCAUAUUCUACCAUGCCAUCUUUGUGUUCUUUACCUGGACCUACUGGAAGUCUAUUUUUACACUCCCUCUACAGCCAAAUCAGAAGUUUCAUUUAUCCUAUACAGACAAGGAGCGCUAUGAAAAUGAAGAGAGACCUGAUGUCCAAAAGCAGAUCCUCGUUGAUAUUGCCAAGAAGCUACCAGUUUACACAAGGACUGGAAGUGGAGCUGUAAGAUUCUGUGACCAGUGCCAUUUGAUCAAGCCAGAUCGCUGCCACCACUGCUCUGUCUGUGCUAUGUGUGUUUUAAAAAUGGACCAUCACUGCCCUUGGGUUAAUAAUUGCAUUGGAUUUUCCAACUAUAAAUUCUUCCUUCAGUUCUUAGGUUAUUCUGUUCUCUACUGCCUGUACAUUGCUACAACGGUCUUCAGCUAUUUCAUCAAAUACUGGAGAGGGGAAUUACCCAGUGUUCGCUCUAAGUUCCAUGUCCUUUUUCUCCUAUUUGUGGCCUGCAUGUUUUUUGUCAGCCUUGUGAUUCUCUUUGGUUACCAUUGUUGGCUUGUCAGCAGAAACAAAACCACCUUAGAGGCCUUCUGUACUCCAGUGUUUAUAAGUGGUCCAAAGAAAAAUGGGUUCAACCUUGGCUUCAUCAAAAAUAUCCAGCAGGUGUUUGGAGACAACAAGAAGUUCUGGUUAAUACCUAUUGGGUCCAGCCCUGGUGAUGGACACUCCUUCCCUAUGAGGUGCAUGAAUGAAUCACAGAACCCACUGCUAGCAAAUGAAGAGCACUGGGAAGACAAUGAUUAUGACAACCCAGAUUAUCCAGAAGGUUCAUCAUCUCUUGCAGUGGAGACAGAAACAUAGCAGUUUUCACAUUUCCUGCAUCUCUAAGACAGGACCCACUAUCUCCCAUGAAGCUUACAGAGGUCAAUAUUGGGAACCAUUCGAAUCUUCAAAAUAAGUCACCAUGGCGCAUUGAAAGCUUCACAGUAUAAAAGCAUUUUUGUCAAAUACUUACUGUGCAGCUAGGUGUUUCUGGACUUUACAAGUAAUUUAAUUUACUGACUGACUUCAUCAAUCCUGUAGCAGUUAAUUAAAUAUGAUCUCUCUAUCUUUCUUCCUUUUCCCUUCCCUAAUCUGUGAAAGCCUAAUUGCAUAUAUAUCUUUCCAAAGACUCUUUUCAUUCUUCUUGUAAGAUAAAGUGGAAUUAAAAAGAUUUUCGUAGAGUCUUUAACUCCCCCUGGAAAGUCCAUUAAUCAUAUCUAUAAGGUCUUUGUGGUAUUGAAAGUAGUCAGACUACAAGACUACAUUUGCUAUUUGUAUGCAUGUGCAUUUACAAGCAUGCAUAUGUGCAGUACAUUUACACAUAAUUCUGCUGUGGUGUUGUGAAAAUCAAGUUUUUAAAAAUCUGAAGUUUUUAUUCAAUCAUGUUUUUUUUCCUAAAUAGCAAUUUAAAUAUAUGCUGAGCUGUGAACACCACCCCUAUAUCAGGUAUCUAAAAUUCAAGAUUCAACAG
Messenger RNA from Myotis myotis, 1862 nucleotides. It is a transcript of the gene ZDHHC15, whose product is annotated as zinc finger DHHC-type palmitoyltransferase 15. Gene Ontology annotation, molecular function: protein-cysteine S-palmitoyltransferase activity. Gene Ontology annotation, biological process: peptidyl-L-cysteine S-palmitoylation; synaptic vesicle maturation; protein targeting to membrane. The record is from RefSeq and is a predicted model, not a curated record. Lineage: Eukaryota; Metazoa; Chordata; Mammalia; Chiroptera; Vespertilionidae. The transcript has 12 exons. The coding region runs from base 197 to 1210 and encodes 337 amino acids. Gene Ontology annotation, cellular component: endoplasmic reticulum; Golgi apparatus.